Molecule: messenger RNA, 4130 nt
Organism: Nilaparvata lugens (brown planthopper)
Lineage: Eukaryota; Metazoa; Arthropoda; Insecta; Hemiptera; Delphacidae
Product: vacuolar protein sorting-associated protein 11 homolog
Exons: 21
Coding region: 845-3952 (1035 amino acids)
Biological process (GO): organelle fusion; vacuole organization; intracellular protein transport
Cellular component (GO): HOPS complex; endosome
Molecular function (GO): protein binding; protein-macromolecule adaptor activity
Source: RefSeq, a predicted model, not a curated record
CUGACAAUAGUUUUUUUUUACAUAGGGCGUCUGUGUGAGCAUGCUAGUUCAGAUUCUUAUCAAUUGGGAAUAGGAAUUUGCCUAGGAAUUUUGUGUGGUUCAAUGAGUCAACACUAUUACUAAUCUGCUGGUUCGAAUUAUUGGAUAGAGUGAAAUUUAUGUGGACUGUUUUGUUUUUAUUAAUAAUUAUUAGGAGUUUCAAUCUAUUGCAGAUAGUAAUGUGAACCUCACUAUAGUAUUGAUCAGCUGAUUGCGUGCCAAGUGCAAGAUUUAACUCCUAUUGUAAUGUAAAUUUAACAAUGUAAAUUUUAACAAUGUAAAUCAUCACAAGUUGGGAUUAAGUUUGAUAGAUCGCUUCUAAAUGGCAAUAGUUGAGAUUUUUAAAUGUUCAAUAUUACAAUGCUCAGUAGCCGUUAUCAAAAAGAACGUUACAUUCAAAGAACUGAUAAAAAAACAAUACCUGCACAUGUUCAAUAUGGUGCUCCGUAAGGUUAAGAUGACCUUUGGACUUGGCUGUAUUUACAUUUAGGUUUAGGUUAGGUUGUUCUAAGCUAACUAUGCUCUGUUAAUAUAUUAUUUUUAGCUAAUACUUAUUAGAGCUAUUUCAAUAUUCUUGACAAAUAAUUUAAAUUAAAAUUCCAGUUUUUAUAGUUGAGUUCCAGAUAUCAGUUUUUUUUUGUCAAUGGUAAAUUUUACCCUAGAACAGCGGGUUCUUGAGCUUAAAAUGAGAAUACGUUUUACACAGACACAAUAAUAAGGAUUAUUCAGUUAGGCUAAACUGAUAUCAUUUCUUUUUAAUUAGAUUCUUGAAAUUUUCAAGUCUCCUUGUUUCUAUCAAUUCAACAUGGCAUUUCUGGAGUGGAGAAGGUUCAAUUUUUUCGACAUUAUUUAUGAUGCGGACGGGGGAAGCAUUAACAAAGCACUUGAGGAUGUACGCGUUACUGCAACAGGUAGUGGACAUGGCUUGCUGGUGCUUGGAGAUUCUGAUGGAAAAGUUCACCUCAUCACGCGUAACUUCACUUUCAACACAUUUCAAGCAUACAACAUCAAUAUCAACUUGCUUGAAAUGUCUCGUAAUCUGCCUUACCUUGUCACGGUUGGGAGUGAUGAGCCCGGCGUGAAUCCGCUCAUAAAGAUGUGGGACGUUGACAAAGUGGACCGACACGGCAGCCCGGUUUGCCUUCGCAUCCUGAGAGCGGCGUUGCCAAGUCGCGCGGUGCAGGCCACCUGUCUCUGCCUCAACGAGUCGCUCACCAUCAUGGCCGUUGGCUUCGUUGAUGGCUCGGUCGCUCUCUACAGAGGUAAUCUACCAAGAGAAAGGAGGACUAAACAGAAAAUUCUACAAGAAAAUCAGCAAUCUGUAACAGGAAUUUCUAUUCAAGAAACCUCUAAGAAUACGUAUCUCUUUGUAGUGACAUUGAGUACUGUAGAUUUUUACAAUAUAACUCACAAAGAUAGAGAGACAAAGACUAGAUUGGAUGUGAUCGGAUGCAGUGCCAAAUGCUCGUUAUUGCUCGACUAUGUUUCAAUGGAUCAUUUCAUGAUAUGCAGGGAUGAUGCAGUCUACUGCUAUACAACUGAUGGCCGUGGGCCGUGCUACGCUAUAGAAGGCCAGAAAAUCAUGGUGCAAGCAUUCAAAAGCUACAUUGUGAUCAUUGCUAAGGAUUCAACUAAGAAGAAAACUCAAAACUCAUCGACAGCUACACCUGCAAUUGGGAAUGAACAGAAGGCACCUGCAGAUAAAGAUCUUCUCACUUUGACUGUACUGGACAUUCAAAACAAGUUUAUAGUUUUCUCAGUUCCUCUGAAAGAAGUUGAAGCUGUGUUGGCUGAGUGGGGCUCAUUCUAUCUGCUGACAGGAUCUAAUUCCAUGUGCCAAUUGGUCGAAAAAGAUCUCCAAUCAAAGCUUGCCUUACUUUUGAAGAAAAAUUUGUACGACGUGUCGAUAAGAAUAGCUAAGAACCACCACUAUGAUGAAGAUGCACUGGUGGAGAUUUUCUUGCAAUAUGGUGAUCAUCUUUAUUACAAAGGGGACCACAACGGUGCAAUAGAGCAGUACAUGAAAACGAUCGGCAAGCUAGAGCCUUCCUAUGUCAUAAGAAAGUUGGUGGCAUCACACCAGAUAGAUAAGCUGACGACUUAUCUGCAGGCGUUGCAUAAGCAAGGACAGGCGACCGCCGAUCACACUGCUUUGCUGCUCAAUUGCUACACCAAACUCAAUCAAAUUGACAAAUUGAAAGAAUUCAUUAUGAAAGAUAGAGAUGUAAAGUUUGAUGUAGAGGUGGCCCUGAAUGUGUGCAGACAGACCUCAUCAGUUGACGCUCUGCUGCUUGCUGAAAAGCAUCGUCUUCAUUCGUGGUACCUCAAAAUACAAAUAGAAGACAAUAAUCAGUUAUCUGAUGCGUUGAGCUACCUUGCAAAAUUAGAUUUCAAUGAGGCUGUUGAGAAUACAAUUCGUUAUGGCAGUAUACUGAUGGAAAAAGCUCCAAAAGAAACUACUCAGUUUUUGAAAAGACUAUGUACUAAUUAUCGACCAAGUGAGGAACAAAAUCAGCUCGCAACUGAUGGUUUGUUGGACCAAUAUGAUCGUGCCCCACCCGAAGAUUUUAUACAUCUGUUUCUAAAUAAUCCUGAAUGCUUGAUCGAUUUCCUAGAGCAUCUAAUCGAGACCAGCAGCAAAUUGAGUCAACUAGUUUAUAACACCCUGGUGGAGCAUUACUUGCACGUGUGGUCGAAGCUUAGUGAGUUCACCGGCAAACUGCAUUACGAACAGAAGAUCAUCAAAAUAUUGGAAUCUCCAGAGUCUAACUGCGACAAACAUCAAGUUCUCAUUCUAUGUCAGGCUGUCAACUUUCGGCCAGGAUUGAUAUUCCUGUACGAGGAGAAUAAAAUGUACCAACAAAUCUUGCAAUAUCACCUGACACAAAAAGACUACGAUAGUGCCAUUGCUUGCUGUCAACGUUUCGGAAACCAAGACUCGAGUCUAUGGGUUCAGGCCCUAUGGGCGGGAGCAAGACAUCGUGAUGUUCCUUCAUCCAUCCUCAAAGAAAUAUUGUAUGUUAUAGAAAGUAAGCAGCUUCUGUCACCACUGGAAGUGGUGGAUGCAGUUUGCAGUUGGAAGUCAGUGGAAAUUGGUGAUGUGCGCUCCUACCUGAACAGUGUGCUGCGCAAUGAACUCAAGACUACUGAUCACGAGCAGGCACUCAUACGCAAAUACACUGAAGAUUCCAGUCGAAUAAGAAAACUCAUCCAUGAUCUUCAAAACUCACCAAUCACAUUCCAAGGCUCAAGAUGUAGUGCCUGCAAUAACCAACUAGAACUUCCUUCUGUUCAUUUCCUCUGCCAACAUUCUUUCCAUCAACAUUGUUUCCAAAGUUAUGCUGAUCAUGAGAAUGAAUGUCCAGAGUGCCUUCCUAACAAUAAGCAGAUUUUUGAUGUCAUUAAAGCACAGGCUCAGAAUAGUGAUCUACAUGAGACAUUCCACAGUCAACUGGAAAGAGCUGAUGAUGGAUUCUCGUUAGUUGCUGAUUAUUUUGGCCGUGGAAUCUUCAACAAACUCACUAUUAUCAACGAUGAAAUGAGAAAGAAGUCUAUUGUCUCCAACGUGAAAAAGUCUGCUAAAAUACCUGAAGUUUCUCCCACAACACAAGUUAGAAAUCAGCGGCCUCAAUCACUUCUACCAAAGACUAUGUCAGCACCUGCCAAAGAGGAGAGUUACAGCUCAACGCUUGAAGCGAACUUGUCGCCUGGCGAGUCGUGUAGCGCUGAGCUGACGCCUGCCAGUGAACUGCGGCUGGCCGACGCAAUCGCCAACCAAUCGUCACCUCAAUCCUAUCGCCAGCUCGGCAACAACCCAUUCGAACAGGAGGACUACCCGCGCUCAAACAACCCAUUCGACGACGAUGAUGAUGCCGAUGAUUACGACAAGAAUCUCAACCCGUUUGCAAGCUAGUCACAACAUAACCAACUCAUAGAAUUAAUGUCGAAAAGUAUUGAACCAAAUUGCAAUUGAUAUAAAAAAUACAUUUAUAUAUUCGUUAUAAUCAUUUAUAUAUUUACAACAAACAAUAAUUGUUAUAAUUUUAUCAUUGUAGAGUUUAUAGUUUUUUUUAUUAAAAAUAUUUAUUGAG